UUUAGAUUUAAUUUGACGAAAAUGUACACGUUCUAUCAAAGUCUAGCGUAACAAACUAACUACAUUUCAAAUGCAACAUUUAUUAACACGAAUAAUAAAGUGUGGUGCAGAUUAAACAUCGACCCGUUCUGUUCAGCACAGGAACGCUGCGCUGCACGGUCCAACCCAGCAGAUGUGGUAACAAUCACCUGGAUACCUUCUUGUGUUCACGUGCACGUGUGCUGAAGUGAUGUCUGAAACGGUAUUUACAAUAAAUCCUGCCAUCAUGCAGCCCUUUCUUCUCCUCACCUCGUACACUCCUCGAAUCUCGUGUGCACCACAUACAGUACAGCGUCAUACCUGCAUACCUGUCCUCUGAAGAUGCGUAGAGACUCCUUUCAUCCAUCCGUCUUCUCUUCUGUUGUGGUUACAGGUUACAGAAAUAAAUACAUGAAUAAAUAAAAAUACAAAAGUUCAUAAACAAGACUCAGAUGAGAAGUUGUGCAUCAUGUGGCAAGAGUCUGAGGAGCUGCGUUGUGGAAAUGUUACGGUAAACGUAUCUCUCUCAGAAGGAAGUCAGUGCAUAAGACAGCAUUUAAGCAGUGCUCCCCAGCUGCAGCACUGUGGUGUAAUUCGGAACCUUUAUUUAUUUUAUUUUUCUACACCAAUUACAUUCAUUUCCCCACCCAGGAGGCGGUCUGAACCAGGAAGGCUUCAUUGUUUUCACUUUCACGUCUCUUCUGAAGUGCUCACAACUUAAAAAUCUUUCCCUCUGCCUCCUUCUGGGUUUCAGCGCCUUCUUCAUGGCGUCAGCUCUAGAAGACGAUCUCUCGUGCCCGGUGUGUUGCGAGCUUUAUCAGGAUCCUCAGCUCCUCUCCUGUGGACACACUUUCUGCCGACAGUGCCUGAAAAAGCACUGGAAUGUAAACACCGCGCGGACAUGUCCCGUGUGUCGCGGUGUGUCUCUGCAGGAACCCGUGUCCAACCUGGCUCUGAGGAACACCACCGAGUCCUAUCAGAGGGAGAAAGAAAGGGAGAGGAAGGAGAGAGAGCGUGACAGUGAAGUCAGAUGUUCUGAACAUGGAGAAAAAGUCCAGUUCUUCUGCAAAACUGAUAAUGAGGUCAUGUGUUCAAAGUGCAGGAAAGAACGCCACGCAUCGCACAGAGUUCAGCCUCUCGAACGUGCUGUACAACAACACAAGGACAGAGUUAAAGCUGCGCUCCGUCCAGCUGAAAAAGCUCUGCAAUCUCUAAAGAAAGGCACGAGUCAGAACGCUCAAAUUGCCAAGCACAUUCAGUCUCAGGCCCAGCAGGCAGAGAGGCAGAUAAAAGCAGAAUUUGAGAAAUUUCACCAUUUCCUCAGAAAGGAGGAGGAGGCCAGGAUGGCAGCGCUGAAGAAAGACGUGGAGAAAAAGAGAGGGAAGGUGGAGGAUAAGAUAGAACAAGAGAUACUGUUUCUUUCUGACAGAGUGAGGGAGGUGGAAGAAGAAAUGGAGACUGAGGACGCUGCAUUUUUGCAGAAUUAUAACUUUGUACUGCAGAGAGCUCACCGCACAAUGUUGGCUUCAGAGUUACAUUCAGAAAAUCUCAUCAACAUGGCUGAUCAUGUGGGGAAUCUGGGAUACCGAGUGUGGGAGAAGAUGACGGACAUUUUCCUUUACCAUCCGGUCCUCCUGGAUCUGAACAGUGCUCCUGAGGAUUUUUUCAUAUCUGAUGACCUGGCGAGUGUAAGAAAGUCAUCCAAAAUCCAGCCGAACCCUAUUCCAUUUCAUGGGAACCGUUUGGUGCUGGGAUCUGAGGGAUACAGUGACGGCUACCACUGCUGGAACAUCGAGGUGGGAGACAGUAGGCACUGGACUCUCGGUGUGUGUCAACGCUCAGCAGACUUGAAUUUGGCAAAGCGUUUGACUGCAGAAAUGGGCUUCUGGGGUCUCACAAGAAAAGGGGAGUCUUACAUGCUCCUGACAUCCUACAAAUACUCGUUCAGGAUACGCAAAAAGCCAAGAACAGUGCAGGUGCAACUGGGAUGGUGGUAUACCUUAGGCAACCUGAAGAUAAGUCGGAUGGUGAGAUUUGUGGAUGUCAGCGAUGGAUCUGUGAUUGCGUGUUAUACUGGAAUUCCCAGUGGUGUGCUGUUGUUCCCGUUCCUGAUCCCAGAAGAACGUCAUUCUCAUCUGCGCAUUACUCCUGAUAAUCCAGCCAUGGUCAUACAGCACACAUUUAUAGAGAGACAAGAAAGUCAGAUCCCUGUUUACCUCAUAUAUUUGUUCUUAGGGGGUUGUAUCAUUUACAUAUUAUUGUUUGGAGUGAGUGAAAAAAUGCAUGAGUGAGUGAGUAAAUGAGGGAGUGUGAGAGUAAAUGACUGAGUGAGAGAGUGAGUAAGCAAAUGAGUGAGUAAAUGAGUGAGUGAGUGAGUGAGUGAGUGAGUAAAUGAGUGAAUGAAUGAGUGAGUGAGUGAGUAAAUGAGUGAAUGAAUGAUUGAGUGAGUGAGUAAAUGAGUGAAUGAAUGAGCGAGUAAAUUAGUGAAUGAAUGAAU
Ictalurus punctatus (channel catfish) is the source of this 2515-nucleotide messenger RNA. Its product is annotated as nuclear factor 7, brain. Gene Ontology annotation, molecular function: zinc ion binding. NCBI's taxonomy places the organism in Eukaryota, Metazoa, Chordata, Actinopteri, Siluriformes, Ictaluridae. The record is from RefSeq and is a predicted model, not a curated record. The transcript is spliced from 6 exons. The coding region runs from base 783 to 2309 and encodes 508 amino acids.